ACAAAACGAGAUGGCCUGACCGGAAAAAAAAACGCUAACCGGGAGCAAGCUACCUGCCAUAAACGAUGGAUAAAUCGAGUGAAAACAUAUUUACGUGCCAGCUGUGUGGCUUGAGUACUCCAUUUACUUACUACGGUCAGAAACCACCGAACACCAGAGCUAUCGUGCUGCUUGAGGAGUGUUUUGUGACUAAAGAUCCUUUCAGUCCGGACAAGGAAAAGUUUCUGGUGCUGGGCUCAACGUGCGGCCUGUGCAGGAAGUGCGUCUGUGUCGGAUCGGACUGCAGUCUCUUCUACACCAAGCGGUUCUGCACGCGGUGUGUGAACAAGCACUUGGACCAGUUCCCCCGGCAGAUUCAGGCCGAGCUGGCGAAGAAGAAGCCGACUUCAAAGCCCGCCGUCUCGUGACGCGACAUCCGUGAAACGCUCGGCAGACUGCAGGCAACUUUUAUGCAU
Molecule: messenger RNA, 455 nt
Organism: Nematolebias whitei (Rio pearlfish)
Lineage: Eukaryota; Metazoa; Chordata; Actinopteri; Cyprinodontiformes; Rivulidae
Gene: cdpf1
Product: cysteine rich DPF motif domain containing 1
Exons: 3
Coding region: 66-407 (113 amino acids)
Source: RefSeq, a predicted model, not a curated record